Molecule: messenger RNA, 1129 nt
Organism: Aspergillus steynii IBT 23096
Lineage: Eukaryota; Fungi; Ascomycota; Eurotiomycetes; Eurotiales; Aspergillaceae
Product: dihydrodipicolinate synthase family protein
Exons: 2
Coding region: 24-1028 (334 amino acids)
Molecular function (GO): 4-hydroxy-tetrahydrodipicolinate synthase activity
Source: RefSeq, a predicted model, not a curated record
CACCACUUAACCAUCUCUCCAAAAUGCCUUCCAACCUCCCCUUCCCCCCAGGAAUCCACGUCCCCAGUCUCACCUUCUUCUCCCCCUCCCCAACUCAAACCCUCAACCUCCCCCUCCAAGAAGCCCACCUCAACUACCUCCUCUCUUCCCCCCUCCACGGCAUCGUCCUCGCCGGCACCAACGGCGAAGCCGCAACCCUCACGCCCUCUGAAAAGUCCCACCUCAUAAAACUCACCCGAUCGAUCGCACACCGCCUGAACCGCCCGAAAACCCCAAUCACAGUGGGCACAUUCGGCGGCAGUACCCACGCUAUCAUUGACGACGCAAAGAGCGCCGCAGAAGCGGGGGCUGACUAUGUGCUUGUCCUCGUGCCGGGGUAUUUCGCGUUCGCGAUGGAUGACGACGCAAUCGUGCAGUUCUUCGAGGAAGUAGCGGACAACGUGCCCGUGCCGGUGGUGGUGUAUAACUUCCCCGGUGUGGUGGGCGGGUUGAAUGUUUCGUCGCAGAUGUUGGAGCGGUUGGGUGAGCAUCGCAAUAUCGUGGCGGUCAAGUUGACGUGUGGGAGUAUUGCGUCGGUGACGAGGACGGCGGCGAGGUUUGGGUCUGCGAGGAGGUUUAUUGCUUCGUCUUCUGGUGGUGGAGAUGGGAAGGGGGAUGAGGAUGUGCCAGGGUUUGUGGCUCUCGCGGGUCAGAGUGAUUGGCUUGUUCCGUGUUUGAGUGUUGGUGGAGCUGGGUGUAUUACGGGACUGGCGAAUUUGUUUCCGAAGACAUGUGUCGAGAUCUACAACCUGUAUACAUCCGGCCAGCGCGACGCAGCGGAACAGCUGCAGCAGAAACUGGCCGUCGCGGAAUGGGGAUUUGCGAAGGGAGGAAUCAACGGGACGAAAUGGGUGGUUGGGAAGUAUCUGGGCUACGACGAGGAGGAUUGUUGGUGUCGGAGGCCGUAUCCAAAGUUUGUGGACGAGGGGAAGAGAGACUGGAUUGUUCGACAGGUGCAGGGGUUGAAGGAGAUCGAGGAGGGGUUGUGAGGGUUUGAAUUGACGAUGGGGCCCUUGGGGCCUUAGCCUUUUUUAGUAAUUUUUUCUUAAUCUUUCUAGGCGUUAUCUUCCUCAGGGGGGUGUACUCCGAC